AGAGAGAGAGAGAGAGAGAGGCAGCAUCUCUGGACCAGACAGCCCGGAGCCAUCUAUACACUGGAGCCACACAGAGGGAGCAGCAGCACAUCUGGAGAACAUCUUCAACGCUCAGUAUGAAGUUCGUGCUGGUGCUGGUGGGAGCGGGCACCUUGGCCUUCCUCGGCGCCGUCAUCUGCAUCGUCGCCAGUGUUUAUCCCCGGAAACAAGACGCGCCUCUCAGCGAUAACGGCACCCUGACGUCGGAGUCGCUGCUCCAGCCUCUGGAGCCCGGCUCGGUGGCGCACGCCGGGCCGCUGGGCGCACUGCACGGCGCCGAGUCCUACGAUGGAGGCAACGCGCUCGGCGGCAUCGGACUGGAGGUGCCCACUCUGAACGAGCUCAACCUCGGCGAGGAGACGGGAGGAGGCUCCGCCAAGCAGUUCAGCUUCAGCCGCCUGAUCUGCACCCCUGUGCCGGUGGGAGAGUGCAAGACGAAGGGUCUGAGGCGGGAGCAGCAGCAGCAGCAAGCGGACGAGCCGCUGUACGGAGCCGGGGACGAGGACUGGACUUACCUCCGCACCACCGCGGAGGAGCUCCGGCAGAUGGUCCUGCAGCAGAACGACCAGAUCCUCAUGGACCAGAGGACGAUCCGGGAGCUGACGGGGAAGCUGAGCGAGUGCGAGAGCGGCCUGGAGGACGACAGGACCGUCCCGGAGCGGAGCAUCGGGGUGUGGAGCGGGAACCGGCGCGUCAUGGCCGGGGACGAGGUGAGCUCCUCCACCGCGGCGCAGCUGCAGACGGCUCGGGCUGUGGAGGAGCUGGCCCGGGCCAUCAUGGACCUGAAGGACCGCAUAGAGAAACUGGAGGCGGAGAUAGGCCCUGCUGCAUUGAACCUCAGCGACUCAUCCGUGGGUACAAGCGGCAGCAGCAGUAACACCGGCAGCAGCAGCAGCAGCAGCAGCAGCACCAGCAGCAGCAGCAGCAGCCCGGCUGGUAACACCGUCAAGGCCCCUGCUCCAUCCGCCGGAAGUGCUUCCUCCCCACCUGCAGCCGCUGCCCCAGGCAGCCGCCGUCCCGCCUCCCCUGCUUCCCCUGCGUCCCCCGCUUCCCCCGCCUCCAAACCCACCUCUCCUAAGGUGUCCCCCGGGCGUGGAAAGGGCACCUGGAGGGUGGAGGACCUGGAGGGGGAGCUGGAGAGGAAGAUCAAGAUGUUGGAAAAGGAGCGUCAGGCCAUGAGGAAAGAGACUCAGGGGCAACACGAGAAGAUCAAUCAGGGGCUCGACACGGUCAACCACCGCGUCACUGAGCUCGAACACACGCUGACAGAGCCGCCGUUCCCCGACGGCUUCGUCCUCUCCUUCCCCAUGCGGACUAACUACAUGUACGGCCUGGUGAGGAAGGAGAUAACUGAGAUGUACGCCUUCACUGCCUGCGUGUGGUUGAAGGCCAAAGAAGGCGGCAUCGGGACCCCCUUCUCCUACUCGGUGCCGGGGCAGCCCAACGAGCUGGUGCUGCUGCAGGGCGUCCACAACCCCGUGGAGCUGCUCAUCAACGACAAGGUGGCGCAGCUGCCCCUGUCCCUACCGCAGGACGAGUGGCAGCACAUCUGUGUCAGCUGGACCCUGAGGGACGGGGUAUGGAAGGCUUAUCAGGGCGGGAAGAUGAAGGGCAGGGGGGAGGGACUGGCUGCCUGGCACCCCAUCAAACCAGGAGGGGUCCUCAUACUAGGACAGGAGCAGGCGGAGAUAGGCCCUGCUGCAUUGAACCUCAGCGACUCAUCCGUGGGUACAAGCGGCAGCAGCAGUAACACCGGCAGCAGCAGCAGCAGCAGCAGCAGCACCAGCAGCAGCAGCAGCAGCCCGGCUGGUAACACCGUCAAGGCCCCUGCUCCAUCCGCCGGAAGUGCUUCCUCCCCACCUGCAGCCGCUGCCCCAGGCAGCCGCCGUCCCGCCUCCCCUGCUUCCCCUGCGUCCCCCGCUUCCCCCGCCUCCAAACCCACCUCUCCUAAGGUGUCCCCCGGGCGUGGAAAGGGCACCUGGAGGGUGGAGGACCUGGAGGGGGAGCUGGAGAGGAAGAUCAAGAUGUUGGAAAAGGAGCGUCAGGCCAUGAGGAAAGAGACUCAGGGGCAACACGAGAAGAUCAAUCAGGGGCUCGACACGGUCAACCACCGCGUCACUGAGCUCGAACACACGCUGACAGAGCCGCCGUUCCCCGACGGCUUCGUCCUCUCCUUCCCCAUGCGGACUAACUACAUGUACGGCCUGGUGAGGAAGGAGAUAACUGAGAUGUACGCCUUCACUGCCUGCGUGUGGUUGAAGGCCAAAGAAGGCGGCAUCGGGACCCCCUUCUCCUACUCGGUGCCGGGGCAGCCCAACGAGCUGGUGCUGCUGCAGGGCGUCCACAACCCCGUGGAGCUGCUCAUCAACGACAAGGUGGCGCAGCUGCCCCUGUCCCUACCGCAGGACGAGUGGCAGCACAUCUGUGUCAGCUGGACCCUGAGGGACGGGGUAUGGAAGGCUUAUCAGGGCGGGAAGAUGAAGGGCAGGGGGGAGGGACUGGCUGCCUGGCACCCCAUCAAACCAGGAGGGGUCCUCAUACUAGGACAGGAGCAGGAUACGUUGGGCGGGCGAUUCGAUGCCUCGCAGGCCCUGGUCGGGGAGCUCUCCCAGUUCAACCUGUGGGAUCGGGUGCUGAAGCCCAUAGAAGUGGCUGCCCUGGCCGAGUGCAGUUCCCCCGCGCUUGGCAACAUCGCCCCCUGGACCGACCACGACGUAGAUGUCUAUGGCGGUGCGACCAAGGAGUCCCUGGACCCCUGCCACGCUGCCCAGAGAUCCAACCCCUCCAGCCCGAAACAGUGAGGGGUGACAAAGAGAAUUCGGCCAUGGGUGGUCGUGGUAUAGGUCGUUUUGGGAGUUGAUUCAGGAGUUUGAAGGCACGUAAUAUUGGACUUUACAGUAUAUUUAUUUGUUUGGGGAAGGAAACCUUUCUGGUGGAUGACAGGUUAGGGCUCCUAGGUCGUUCAGAGUGGUGUAUCUGUUUUGUUUUUUGUGUUGGUGUCCACGCUCGUGUGUUAACUUCUGCAGUGAGAUACGAUGAGUUUAGUCGUGAAUAUUGAAGGUUGCAUGGGUGGAUCAACUUCUGGCAUGAACUGGACUAUGAUGGAAUAUUUCCAUAAGCGAUUAUUAAUUGGCUCCGGCUGCUCUCUGCUGUGGGUAAAAAUCUGUUGGGCCAGUUCACUUCACGUGGUUGUUGAGGCAGAGGGCUGGGUCGGGGUUGAAUGCAGAUAUGGACGAACCUCUCAUGAUGCCAUAGCCAAUCCUUUACUUCAUUUUACAACAAAGAGACACAAAGUUCUAUCUUUCUUUCUGCCCUGUCCAGUUAGCUGAAAGUGAUGCUAUCAUGGCAACACUGACUUCAACACUCAGUGUGAAACAAAAGGAGUUUUGUUCAAUUGGUUUUGACUCUAUAAGAUCCUGUUGAGUAACGUCUGUGUUCUUUUAAGUUUUCUAUAUUGCGAAACCAUGAUUUGGUAAAACGGUGGUCUUAUAAAUGUACAGUAUAUUGUGUAAUGUAUCUCUGCUAAUGUUGCUCUGUGCCAGUCUGCUGCCCCUGCUGUUGCCUCUCACACACACAACUCACAGUCCUGCAAAGUCAGAUUUGCAGCUCAAACAAAGCAGCGCUCGACCUUUGAUUGGCGUCUGAAAACGAUUCACUGUACUCACGGCUGCAGCCACAUCACUCUGGAGUUUUCAAGCACCUGAAAUAAUAACUUGGAAACGCAUUCACGCACAUGCCCAGUGUACUCCAGUGGUCAUGUGAUAUGCUUUUCCAGAAGUGUUAGUGCAGACUGAGAUUAUUAUGUUUGACUCACACGCAAGUGUUGCUUAAAAGCUUGACAGUUGACACCUGUUCUUGGUGGCAAGACACACAACAUGCUAUCAAUACAGUGAUAAAUAAAUUAACACACAUCGGGUUCACCAGCUGCCUCCGCCUCUGCUUUCACAUAACCGUCUGUGGGGCUGUGGAGCUCUGUGGCAGACGGUAAAGUAUCUAUCCAUCUAUUUGAUUGGCUAGCGGCUGCCCUUGAGUGUUAGCUUGAACGUGAUUUCAUUGGCUGGAAGUUGAGCUCUGCAGCGAGAACAACGCGACACAACAGAACCACAACGCAAUAGAUGCCAUCACCCCAAACAAAGUGAAUUAGCAGCGUUAUGGUUGACGUGUCCAACGUGGAAGUGUGAGUCCAGCAUAACAAUACAGAGCGACAACACGUUCGGUUUUAAAACGAGAACGCCCCAGUGUGGCUGUAGCCUGACAUCGUGACCAACCUGAGUGCGUUUUCUGACAUCGUGAUGUAUCCUUGAAUGUCAUCCAGAUGGAAUGUGAGUAUAUGUGCAUGACCAGGGUCAAACUAGAAAUGUGUCAAUGACAAAGUUGGUAAACUCCGUAAGCUGCCCCACGCUCUCUGAAGCACACAGAUGUCUGUUGGUAAAUCACAUCCUCACAGAACACACGACCGACAGUGAGGAUUUCUUCCUUGAUGACCAUUUUGUACUGCACAUGGAACUCUGUAUAAAAGAUCAGCAUGAAAUGUUUGUGUUUAUUCAACCUUGGAGCCGAGGUAGUCGACAGCAGGCGUCUGUCAUCACCUAACAAACAAAAAAUAACACAAACCAAUGAAAUAGAUUUAAAACAUGUGAUGCAUUUGAUUCCCACAUCAGCUUCUCCUCAAUCCCGACGCCCUCUUUGAUCACAAUGAAUUGUUAACGAAAGUUGACAGGAAGUUGAUUUAUUAGAUAAAAAUAUUAACAGUAAUAUUAGACUUCAUUUAUGUAGCACAUUUCAAAACAUAGAAAUGUAAUAUAAAUAUUAAGCACAAUCAAAAUAACAACAUCGUGUUCCUUUAGACACAUUAUUUCCAGCACAGUCAGUUACUGUGUGUUGGACUUUUUAAAUAAAUGUAAAAUAUCCAGUCAUAUUAGAGAUUUAAUGUAAAGUGUGUUUAACAAUAAUUAUUCUAUCUUAUCUGUGCCAGAACAACAGUAUAGCCUCAAACAGAAUUAUUAUCUGCUUCUAUCUCCAUCAUAAUAAUCAUCACAAAACAUGGUGGAGACCAAAGGUUGGAAUCAAACACACCCGGAUGUUUUUUAUCUGGUGUAGCUUCAGCCAGAAAUAUAUAUAUUCACCAAUGCUGUGAUGCUGUAAACUUCCAUUCUAGCGACGAGUCCUUAUCUUCUGUUCUCUUUAGUUCAAUGCAAGUUCAAAAUGGACAUCAUAGGAAUCAAGAUUCGAGAGACUGUGAGGGUUGAGGGUUUGAAUCUCACAACACAAUCCGUUUUACCUCAAGACUUCAGCCUGUACGAUUACAACACAUAGGAUAAGACACUGACUUGUGAAGUGCCUGUCUGGGCUCCGGUGCCCGAAGAAACAAGUGAAGACAAAAGUUUAAAUGUUUUCUUCUUCUUCGUCGUCGUCGUCUCUUUCUUCUGCUUCGCUCUCUGUCACUUUUCUCCUUGUCUCAUGCUUUUGGUCGUUGAAGGCUGUGAAAGUGUUGCACUCGUCCUUAUUUGCAUCUUCAUGGAUCUUCUAUGAUAUUGUGAAAUAGAUGGAAUAAAAUAAUAAAAAUGGUUAUGAAGACAA
Molecule: messenger RNA, 5619 nt
Organism: Paralichthys olivaceus (Japanese flounder)
Lineage: Eukaryota; Metazoa; Chordata; Actinopteri; Pleuronectiformes; Paralichthyidae
Gene: nptxrb
Product: neuronal pentraxin receptor b
Source: RefSeq, a predicted model, not a curated record